Messenger RNA from Microthlaspi erraticum, 2256 nucleotides. Lineage: Eukaryota; Viridiplantae; Streptophyta; Magnoliopsida; Brassicales; Brassicaceae. The record is from the annotation of a GenBank genome assembly.
AUGUAUGUUGGUGGUGGUUAUCGGAUUAUUAGUGCUCUACCAUCUCAGUUGUACAUGAACCUAAUGAAUCAACUUCCAGUGAGUUUGUAUGGUCAGAGAGUAUGGUACAAGCUUCCAUUUGAAGAUCUGAAGUCUCGUAAACAGUUGGCUAAUGGAGAUGACAAUUUCAAGAAGAUGUGUGAGGCAGCAAUGUGGAUUAACCAAAUGGACAUAUAUGUGGAGGCUGACAUCGAAAGUGCAGGGAGUGAGAGAGAUGAGUUUGAGGGAGAUGAGUCUGAUACAGAUGAGAGUGAUCACAAUGAGUAUCAGUUUGAGGAGGAAGCAAGGGUUGAGCAAAAUGUGGCGGAUUUUGUUGAUGAAGAAAUAGAUUUGUAUGCUACACCUCCAUGCUCUGACAACGAAGAAAAUGAUGUGAGAGGAGAUUAUUUCAGUUACAAGAAGGGCAGUGGUGAACUGAAGUUAAAUCAAGCCUUUGAUAGCUUGAAAGAUUUUAAAGAAGCAAUGGUGGAUUAUGUGUUAAAGCAAGGAUGGAAUGUGAAAUACACUCGCUGGGACAAAGAUAAAUCUGGGCUUUGUUGUGCAAGUGAAACUGAAGAAGGAGAUGAAGAGUGUAAGUGGAAGAUUUACUGUUCUUAUGAACGCCCAUUACAGAAAUGGUUGGUUAAAACUUAUGUGAAGGAUCACAGUUGCCAAAAGAGUGGGUAUUCUAGAAUAAUUAAUCAAGAGGUUAUUGCUAGGCUUUUUGUGAAUGAUGUGAGGGACAAUCCGAAGUUUAUGCCUCAAAAUAUCCAGCACCAGAUUCACAAGCGAUGGGAUCUCACUGUAACAAUAGACCAGUGCAGAAAUGCAAGAGCAAGGGCUUUUGAGAUGAUUCAAGAGGAGCAUGACUUACAAUUCUCAAGACUAAGAGACUACCGCCUUGAACUUUUAGAGUUUUAUGUGUGUUUUGAUGCACUGAAACAGGCAUGGUCAUCACACUGUCGACCUAUUUUUGGUCUUGACGGUUGUUUCUUGAAGUGCACAAGCAAAGAUCAGCUAUUAGCUGCGGUUGGAAGAGACGCAAACAAUCAAAUGUUCCCUAUUGCGUGGGCUGUAGUUGAUGUCGAGAAUGAAGACAACUGGAUGUGGUUCCUUCAGAAAUUGCAAAAAGAUUUAGAUCUGAAAGAUGGUGAUGGUUUCACAGUGAUAUUCGAUAGAGCAAAGGGAUUAUGGAAUGCUGUGGGCGCUUUGUUGCCUAAGGUUGAACAUAGAAUGUGUGCUAGACACAUCUAUGCAAACCUAAAGAGGAAUCAUCCACACAGGGCUGACAUGAAAGGUUUAUUCUGGAAGGUUGCAAAGAGCUACAACAUCGCACAAUACAACAAAAGUUUGGAGAAGGUAAAGGCUUAUGACAUGCAGGUCUUCGACUCAAUGAUGCAGAAGAAUCCAAAAAAUUGCAGCCUUGCUUUCUUCAGUCCAUCAUCUUCAUGUGACGAUGUAAGCAACAACGUAUCUGAGUCAUUUAAUCAUGCAAUUGAUCCUGCAAGAUCUAUGCCAUUGGUUGAAAUGCUAGAGACAAUAAGGAGGAGAGCAAUGCUUUGUAUGGAUGCAAGAAAGCGGAAAGCAAUGAGUCACCGAGGCAAGUUCAGUAUUAAAGCCCAAGAGAUAGUCGAUAAAGAGCAGAAAAAGAUCAAACAUUGCAAGGUUUUUCCGGCUGGUCAUGAGAUGUAUGAGGUCAGGGACAAGAAGUCAGCUUUCAAAGUUAAUAUGGUGUUACAUACUUGCACAUGUCGGAAGUGGGAUAUGUCAGGACUACCUUGCCGUCAUGCUUUGAAGAUCAUUUCAGACAAGAAACGCAAACAAGAAGACUAUAUGUCUCACUGCUAUCUGACAUCUAAGUGGAGAAAUCAAUACAAUAUACCUAUUAAAGCAGUCCGUGGUGUGAACUUUUGGGCAAAGUCUGAUGAAGCUGUGAUUGUUCCACCACCAAGAGACGAAACAGAGUCAUCUAAGGGAAAAAAGAAAACUCAGAAAAGAAUCAAAGGUAGGAAUGAGUCACCGACUAAGAAGAAGAAAAAGAAAAAAGAGAUGGUAACGUCUCCAACUAAGGUCUCAAGAGAAAGAAGAAUCAUACAUUGUGGAAGAUGUCUAGGUGUUGGACAUAACGCCAGAAAUUGCCAUAGUAUUGUAGCUGGCGCAAAGCCACGACCACCAAGAAAGAAGAAGGUGUCCGAUGAGGGAUCAAGUCAACCAAUGCAAAGCCAAGUCAUUGACUAA